GCUUUGAAUACAUCUUCCAAUUGGAUUUCCUUAGAAUUUUCACCAUUUUCUUGUUAAAUUCAGGAUGGAAACAUGUUCGUCAGCAAGUAAAUACAGUGAUGAAGUGGAAAAUUCUAAAAACAAGAGAAAAGUCGAGUGCAUGUAUUGUAAUUCCACAAUUUUAAAGUCACACAGUGCACAAUAUACUAAUCAACAGUAUGCAUUACCGCUAAUGAGACAGAAGAAUGCAACUUCCCCGGAAGAAGCUGAGACCGAGGAAUUGGAUGAAUUCUGGGAAGUUGAUGACAUGUUCACCUUUGAGAACAUUGGAGUCUCCCACACGGUGAAAAACACCAAAUUUCUGGUAUGUGCUGACUGCGAAACAGGUCCAGUUGGAUACCACAAUAUAACCAGCAAAAAAUCCUAUGUGGCUCUCUCCCGCGUGAAGCAUGUUUGAGGUAAUUUUCUUAUGUAAAUGGUCAUUAUUUUGUAUCAUAAAAAAUCCAUGCAUUUAUUUGGA
Molecule: messenger RNA, 499 nt
Organism: Phlebotomus papatasi
Lineage: Eukaryota; Metazoa; Arthropoda; Insecta; Diptera; Psychodidae
Gene: strat
Product: guanine nucleotide exchange factor MSS4 homolog
Exons: 2
Coding region: 65-436 (123 amino acids)
Biological process (GO): post-Golgi vesicle-mediated transport; small GTPase-mediated signal transduction
Cellular component (GO): membrane; cytosol
Molecular function (GO): guanyl-nucleotide exchange factor activity; zinc ion binding
Source: RefSeq, a predicted model, not a curated record